Messenger RNA from Williopsis jadinii, 723 nucleotides. RefSeq names its product C2H2-type zinc finger protein. The transcript has a single exon. Gene Ontology annotation, cellular component: nucleus. Gene Ontology annotation, molecular function: RNA polymerase II cis-regulatory region sequence-specific DNA binding; DNA-binding transcription factor activity, RNA polymerase II-specific. The record is from RefSeq and is a predicted model, not a curated record. Bases 1 to 723 code for a protein of 240 amino acids. Lineage: Eukaryota; Fungi; Ascomycota; Saccharomycetes; Phaffomycetales; Wickerhamomycetaceae. Gene Ontology annotation, biological process: regulation of transcription by RNA polymerase II.
AUGCUACAAAGGAAGACACAAGAUAAGGCGUCAACGUUGCCUCCUGGCGAGAUCGACCUUUACAUCAGCGGUCCAUUAGAGGAUAAGCGGUACGUCUGUAACUACAAGGGAUGUGGCAAGAAGUUUACCAGGCGUUACAAUGUGAGAUCGCACGUUCAAACACACCUCUGCGAUAGACCCUUUGUAUGUGAGCAUGAAGGCUGUAACAAGGCAUUUGUACGACUCCACGACUUGACAAGACACCACAAGAUCCACGAGGAGUUUGCCUUCAGAUGCGACUGUGGUAAGAAGUUCUCCAGGCAAGAUGCACUCUUCAGGCACAGGGCUAGAAACAUCUGUUCUGGAGGUUUGGAGCCCCAGGAAGUACAGAGGUUGGAGAUGAGGGCAACGCAAACAAGCGUGAAGAAGAAGAAGCAGCCACGUCCACAGAUCAGAAUGGAGAACGAUAAAGUUGCAAAGCGACUGGAGUUUGACAUCACACGGAAGUGUAAGAGCCAAAACAACACACCCCUGGGGUCUCCAAUCCUGGGGUCUAGGAUUAUAUCAACGUCGUCGUCAUCAUCAUCUUCCAACGCGGACGAGAAGAACCAGCUGGGACUGAUAGAGGGAUUCGACCAGCCAGUCUCCAGCCAUAUCUCGGACGCCAAUGAUGACGUCUUUCUCAUAAACGAUAUGGAGUUCGGGCAUCACUUUGAUGACGAUGAGAGUGAUCACCAGCUAUGA